Molecule: messenger RNA, 895 nt
Organism: Brachypodium distachyon (stiff brome)
Lineage: Eukaryota; Viridiplantae; Streptophyta; Magnoliopsida; Poales; Poaceae
Exons: 1
Coding region: 368-610 (80 amino acids)
Source: RefSeq, a predicted model, not a curated record
AAAAACGGGUGAGGAAAACGGAGUGAUAGUCCACGGCAAACGCAGCCGCGCGGGUGCUCUGCGCUCUGCGCUUGUCGGGGACAAGUCAAAAGCCACAGCGGUGAGGGUGAGAGCUCCCUGACCUCACCGGGCGGCGGAUGGAUGGGCAGACCACCGAAGUCUGAAGCACGGGCGCAUUUAAUUAUUAACCGGCAGGCAGCGACCGAUUCCUCUCCCUUCCCUUGGAUAAAGCUAAGCAUCUCCCUCGUUCCCUCCACCCAAGCAAAUACUCCAGCUCCUCUUCGUUUCAUUUCACCCCACUCAGCCGCUCUCGAUCGUGCCGCAGAGCCAGGAGAUCGAUCGACAAGCAGGAGAAGGAAGAGCUGUCAUGUCGGGCGUGGUCUUGGAGCUCCACGACGGCGGCGGGGCGGACGUGGUGUUCUGCGUCGUGAUCCUCUGCCUGUCGGCGCUGUCCAUGGUCUUCUUCGCGGCCUCCUCCGCCGCCGCCGCCGGCGACGGCAAACGGAAGCGGCGCUCCGAGGGGAACGGGCCGGUGUUCGUCGGCGGCAGGGGCUGCGGCUGCGGCGGCUGCCGCGCCGGCGCCGGCGUCUGCGGCACCUACCUCUCCUGAUCGCCGCUACUCCGCUCAUCCGGUAAACCUUGUCCGGUAUCUCUGCUCAUGUACAUAGAUAUAACAACAAAGCAUACUGAUGCCUGGCCGGCACGUAUAGAAUGGAGCCGGCAGCUAUACGGUGCUCUCUUUACCCUCUCUCUCUCUCUCUCUCGAUCGCUGGCUCUGCUUGUACAAGUACAACAGCACCUCGUGUGAAUUAACUGCAAUAACAUGGUGUGUUCCAUCCGUUCCGUGAAUAAAAUCGUCGAGCGGCAAUACCCAUGCUCGAUCACUUGUUUGUUG